AUGUCUUCUUCUUCUUCUUCCUCUUCUGAAGAUGAAGAUGAGAUACUUAUCGAAAAAAACUUGGAAUCUCCGGUGAAACCAAAAUCUGAAAAAUGUAUGGAGGAUUUACUGGAACUUCGUUGGUAUUGUUUGAGAGUUUUAUGGAUGGCUGAAGUUGCUGCAUUUACGGCGUUGGCUUCGGUUACUUUUAUGGUUUUUGCAGGUUGGUUGGGAAUCAAGUGAAAGGGUUUUAGGAACUCAUAAUUUUCCUAUUUUUUUUUUGAAUUUUUUAGAUUCAGUUAUGUCUAUAGAUCAACAAAAAUUUGAUGUUUUUCAUUUAUAAAAAAAGUUUUAGCACUUGAAAGCAAAACUUCUGAAUGAAAUUUUUCUCAGGUUCUCCAAAAAACAUCGCUAAGCCUGACAAAAUUAAUUAGUAAAAUUUAAAAUGACCCAGUCUUCGAUUCUCCAAAUUUUUUAAAUUCCAAUCUAUUUUUUUCUUUAGGAGCCAAUCCAAGUAUCGUUGGAUGUGACAAUUACAAAGUGAACAAUUGUCUAGAUCUCAAAUCUUUGCAAAACAGAACUGGAUGUGUGCCAAAAAUCAAUUAUCAAUUCAAAUCCACCCAAGUUGAAUUCAAUUAUCUUUGUGAAGAAGCGAAAAAAGUGAAAAACACAAUAACAGUUCAAACAUUUGGAGUUUUAAUCGGAGCCGCUGUUUUUGGCCAAAUUUCUGAUAAUAUUGGAAGACGAAAAGCUUUACUCAUCUCAACUUUCGGAAAUGCAGUGUUCAACGUGAUUGCUGGAUUUUCUCCAGAUUUGUUGAUUUUUAUGAUUCUUCGAACAGUUUGUGGGAUCUUUGCGGGUGGAAUGACUGUGUAAGUUUAUUUUCAAAAUUUAGUUGGAUCUCUUCUUUAGGAGCAUCUUUUGAAAACUUUUUAAAAAAAGUUGAUUCAAGUGUUCAAAUCGUGUUCAUGGUGGAAAAUAUUCCAAGAAAACAUCGUAUGUGGAUUCAAAAUUCAAUAACCUGGUCGCCAAAUCUUAUAAUUUAUCCAUUCGUUGCUUAUCUUGCUCAAGAUUGGCGAAAUUUAUCCAUUAUUGUUGGAUUCACAUCAUUUGUCACAUUUUUGGCAGUACUGUAGGUUUCCAAAGAAGUUCAGAGUUCCUACAAAAAAAAUAACAUUUUAGAAUACUUCAUGAAUCGCCUCGUUGGUUGGUACAAAAAGGAAAAAUUGAAGAAGCUCGAAGAGUUUUGGUGAAAAUUCGAAAAACCGAUAAGAUUUAUAAUGAUGAGUUUGAGGAUGAAGUUGAUGCGAUUUUAGAAUUGGAAAAUGAAAAAAUGGCCAAGACAACAAAAAAGAUCGAAAAAGUAUACUUUUAUUCAUUUGUUCUGCACUUGGAAAAUGUUGGCACAAACUUUGACUUUUGUCACGGGAAUGUGAGUUUGGAAAUUUUUCUUAAACAUUGAAGACUACCUAGAACACAGGGUUUUUGAAUCGGGAAAUUUUUUCAAUUCUCAAACUUUUGAAACUACCCAGGUUUGCUUUGAGUUUUGGUUAGAUUUCUCAAAUCUGAACUCAGAAUCAGUUUUAGAUAGAUUCGGAAGUUUUUUCAAGAAAUCCCUAUUAUUUCUGAUAAUUGCCACGCCAUAAAUAAAACUCUAUAUAAAAAAUUUCAUCGCCGCCAGAAAUAUGAAAUGAAUAGUUUCCAAAAAAAUCACUUCGAGCAAAAAUCAAAAAUCUAAAUGUUUUCUCAAAUUCAGAGUGUGCACAACAACAAUCGUCUAUGCUCUAAUGUAUAAUAUGGAAAAACUAUCGGGUUCAUUAUUUUGGAAUAGUGCUUGGAUUGGUGCAUCUCGAUGGGUUGUCAAUAUUGUCGUCUCAAUUUUAGACUACAAAUUCACAUGGUUCGGUAGAAAAAUUGUGAAUCAACUCUCAAUGUUUUUCACAAUUCUUGCACUCGGAGUAAUGACCUCAUAUAGUUAUUAUGGAGAGAAGGGCACAAUUUUGACGGUUGGCACAUUUAUUGCCGCAUCGAUGUGUUCACAGGUUUGAAGAUAUAUUUUUUAAAAAGUUGUAUAAAAAAUUAUUUUUCAGCUUUUUAUUGUCAAAUAUCUAAUGGUCAACGAGCUUUAUCCCACCGCAGUUCGAAAUUUAGCAGUAUCCGCAGUUUCGACAAUGUCUAGAAUUGGAAGUAUGUUCUCACCUCAACUAUUCUAUUUGGCUGAUUAUGCUGAUUGGAUUCCAUAUGCUGUUCUUUUUGGUCUCCAGAUCUAUGAUCUUGUUGUUUUCUCGAUUUUCAUUCCUGAAACCAAAGGAGUUCAUCUCGAAAAUCAUUUACCCCCAAAAAAUCAACGGAUAUUUCGAGGAAAGAGUCGACAACAAAGUAGUAGUCAUCAAUAA
Molecule: messenger RNA, 2375 nt
Organism: Caenorhabditis angaria
Lineage: Eukaryota; Metazoa; Nematoda; Chromadorea; Rhabditida; Rhabditidae
Source: the annotation of a GenBank genome assembly